This is a messenger RNA of Drosophila teissieri, 778 nucleotides long. Its product is annotated as trypsin alpha-3. The record is from RefSeq and is a predicted model, not a curated record. The coding region runs from base 1 to 777 and encodes 258 amino acids. NCBI's taxonomy places the organism in Eukaryota, Metazoa, Arthropoda, Insecta, Diptera, Drosophilidae. The transcript has a single exon. Gene Ontology annotation, biological process: proteolysis. Gene Ontology annotation, molecular function: serine-type endopeptidase activity.
AUGAUUGCCCGGUGUCUGACUACGCUGUUCCUUGUUCAGAUUUUGGGAUUCCCUACAGCUUCGGACGCACAUCCCGACAGCGUGGAGAUACAGCCCCGCAUCAUUGGUGGGCAUGUGUCCAGCAUCAAGCAGGAGAAGUAUCUCGUUCAGGUUACCACAUCCGAGGAGCUGUGUGGCGGAUCACUGGUUAAGCCCCGUUGGGUUAUCACUGCGGCUCAUUGCGUAUACAACAAGAACAAGGAUGACUUCAAGAUCUAUGGUGGUGCCUCCGAUCAGGCUGGUCCAUAUGCCGUCAUUCGCACUGUGGACUACAUGGCGAUUCGUCCGGAUUUCAAUCGCAAAACCCUCAAUAUGGAUGUGGCUGCCUUGCGCUUGAGUUCUGAUAUGACCGGCGCUAAUAUAGAGACCAUAGCUUUGGCAUCACAAUCCGUUCCAGCUCGCGUUUUGGUCAAAGUCUCGGGUUGGGGUUUCCUAGCUGCCGAUGCGACAAAGACUGCCGAGCGGGUGCACAGUGUCAUGGUGCCCAUGUGGUCACGCUCCUCCUGCGUCUCUGCAUUCAAAGGAAUCCAUCGUAUUACCCGCUCCAUGGUGUGCGCCGCCAAGCCGUACAAGAAGGAUUCCUGCGACGGCGACUCGGGGGGACCUUUGGUGUAUCGCGGCCAGCUGGCGGGGAUUGUAUCCUUUGGGUAUGGCUGUGCCUCCGCUUUGCCUGGCGUUUACACCAGUGUGCCUGUGAUCCGGGAUUGGUUUCUGCGCGUCGUGGAACAGCAUUCCUGAG